UUGUUAUUUUGUGGAUUUAGGGAAGUGCAAUCGAGGUUGAGAAUAUUGACGAGGCCAAUUUGAUUCACUUGCCAAUGGCUGAUGACUCAAUUAGUGCAAUUGAUCUAUUUUUGAAGCAAAUCAGCAUGGGAGACAACAAGAGAGAAACAGAGCUCAACCAUUUUAGUCAUCAUCAUCCAUUAAUCCUUUCCAAUGUGCAAGGAGACAACAAUUUGUGCUAUGAGAAUGAACUACUUAUCUUGAAUGAGCUGAAUAAGGACAAAAUAUGCAAUGCUUGUGUGAGAAAAAUUUCGGCUCCAUUUUACAGUUUUGGUCUAUGUGAUUUCUUUCUCCACAAAUGGUGUGCCGAGCUACCAAAUGAGCUGGAGCAUCUGUGUCACCCACACCAGCUCAUCCUCCUCAAAAAGCCCCCUGAACCUAGAGGAUUGUUCCUUUGCAGCGGCUGUGAAUAUUAUUGCAACGGAUUUGCCUUCAGACGUAUUGAGGAAGAAUGUAUGAAUUAUUUCAACUACUACCUCGAUGUUAAGUGUGCUUUCCUACCCAAAGCCAUCAUUCAUAAAGUUCAUGAGCAUCCCCUCUUCCUAAAGAAAGAUUGUGUCACCGGAGGUUGUGCUGCAUGUCCUCGAAGGGUUUGGAUGUUCGCAUUUGGAUGUGACAUUUGCAAUUUCAACUUACACUACACGUGUGCUCUGCUACCAGAUACAAUUAAGCAUAGGUAUGAUGAACAUCAUCCCUUCACCCUAAUUUACGCACCCAUUAAGGAUGGACCCGAUGAGUAUAUCUGUGAGUUUUGCGAGGAAGAAAUAGACCCCAACUGGUGGUUCUAUCACUGCAUCGAUUGCGAUCUGUCUGCUUGUGCCAAAUGCAUUUGUACGGAGAGAAACGAAGUUCAAAAUAUCAAGUAGGGAAGCACUUAUAACUUUGACAGUCGCCCACACUGUCUCAUCUAUGUUCCAAUGAAAGACAAGAGCUUUAACUGUGCCUACUGUCACGAGCAUAUCGAUUACCUGCCUUUUGAAGAACAACGCAUUGCAAGUAAAGUAGGCUUCAAAUGUGAGCAGUGUAACAUUAUGCUCCAUCCACAUUGUCCUCAUCCAUAAUAUCUUAAGCUGUGUUUGUUUCGAAAAUUUGAUGAGAAAAUGAAAAAUGAAAGAAAAUAUAAUCUUAUUUUUUGUUGAAAAAAAAAA
Molecule: messenger RNA, 1187 nt
Organism: Camellia sinensis
Lineage: Eukaryota; Viridiplantae; Streptophyta; Magnoliopsida; Ericales; Theaceae
Source: RefSeq, a predicted model, not a curated record